Galeopterus variegatus (Sunda flying lemur) is the source of this 7724-nucleotide messenger RNA. RefSeq names its product myosin IXB (gene MYO9B). The transcript has 41 exons. Bases 117 to 6713 code for a protein of 2198 amino acids. Gene Ontology annotation, cellular component: myosin complex. Gene Ontology annotation, molecular function: protein binding; GTPase activator activity; ATP binding. The record is from RefSeq and is a predicted model, not a curated record. Lineage: Eukaryota; Metazoa; Chordata; Mammalia; Dermoptera; Cynocephalidae. Gene Ontology annotation, biological process: Rho protein signal transduction; actin filament-based movement.
GUGUGGGGGGUGAGUCUUGUGGCUUUGAGCAGCUUCUCCGAAGAGGACGUGGCUUAAGUGCUCCAGGACGCGUGCCCCGAGCCCGGGAGGCAUGCUGAAGCCGGGCAGCCGGCAGGAUGAGUUUGCACGAAGCGGGCAGCUCCGGCCACCGGGAGCAGGCAGCCUACCACCUGCACAUCUACCCCCGGCUGUCCACCACCGAGAGCCAGGCCUCCUGCCGCGUGAUCGCCACCAAGGACAGCACAACGUCCGAUGUCAUCAAGGAUGCCAUCACCAGCCUGCGGCUCGAUGGCACCAAGUGCUACGUGCUGGUGGAGGUCAAGGAGUCAGGCGGCGAGGAAUGGGUGCUGGACGCCAACGACUCACCCGUGCACCGCGUGCUGCUUUGGCCCCGGCGGGCACAGGACGAGCACCCACAGGAGGAUGGCUACUACUUCCUGCUGCAGGAGCGCAACGCCGAUGGGACCAUCAAGUACAUGCACAUGCAGCUGGUGACCCAGGCCACUGCCACCCGGCGCCUGGUGGAGCGUGGCCUCCUGCCGCGGCAGCAAGCGGAUUUUGACGACCUGUGCAACCUCCCUGAGCUGACUGAGGACAACCUCCUGAAGAACCUCAAGCACCGCUUCCUGCAGCGGAAGAUCUACACGUACGCAGGGAGCAUCCUGGUGGCCAUCAACCCCUUCAAAUUCCUCCCCAUCUACAACCCCAAGUACGUGAAGAUGUACGAGAACCAGCAGCUGGGCAAGCUGGAGCCGCACGUCUUCGCGCUGGCUGACGUGGCCUACUACGCCAUGCUCAGGAAGCACGUCAACCAGUGCAUCGUGAUCUCGGGCGAGAGCGGCUCCGGCAAGACGCAGAGCACCAACUUCCUGAUCCACUGCCUCACAGCCCUCAGCCAGAAGGGGUAUGCCAGUGGUGUCGAGAGGACCAUCCUGGGCGCUGGCCCCGUGCUGGAGGCUUUCGGAAAUGCCAAAACGGCCCACAACAAUAACUCCAGUCGAUUUGGGAAGUUCAUCCAAGUCAACUACCUGGAGAGCGGCAUCGUGAGAGGAGCUGUUGUCGAAAAAUAUCUGCUUGAAAAGUCUCGCCUGGUCUCUCAGGAGAAGGAUGAAAGGAACUACCACGUGUUUUAUUAUUUGCUGCUCGGUGUCAGUGAGGAAGAACGCCAAGAAUUUCAGCUCAAGCAGCCUGAAGAUUAUUUCUACCUCAACCAGCAUAACUUGAAGAUCGAAGAUGGAGAAGACCUGAAGCACGACUUUGAAAGACUCAAGCAGGCCAUGGAGAUGGUGGGCUUCCUCCCUGCCACCAAGAAGCAGAUUUUUUCUGUUCUCUCAGCCAUCCUGUACCUGGGUAAUGUCAGUUACAAGAAGAGAGCCAUGGGCCGCGAGGAAGGCCUGGAGGUUGGGCCCCCUGAGGUGCUGGACACACUGUCCCAGCUUCUAAAGGUGAAGCGAGAAAUCUUGGUGGAAGUCCUGACCAAAAGAAAAACAGUGACUGUCAAUGACAAGCUCAUUCUCCCCUACAGUCUCAGUGAGGCCAUAACUGCCCGCGACUCCAUGGCAAAGUCACUGUACAGUGCCCUGUUCGACUGGAUUGUGCUGCGGAUCAACCAUGCCCUCCUCAACAAGAAGGAUAUGGAAGAGGCAGUCUCGUGCUUGUCCAUCGGGGUCCUCGACAUCUUUGGCUUUGAAGACUUUGAGAGGAACAGUUUUGAACAGUUCUGCAUCAACUAUGCCAACGAGCAGCUUCAGUAUUACUUUAAUCAGCACAUUUUCAAACUAGAGCAGGAAGAGUAUCAGAGUGAAGGGAUCACGUGGCACAACAUCGACUACACGGACAAUGUCGGCUGCAUCCACCUCAUCAGCAAGAAGCCCACUGGCCUCUUCUACCUGCUGGACGAGGAGAGCAACUUCCCGCACGCCACAAGCCAGACCCUGCUGGCCAAGUUCAAGCAGCAGCACGAAUACAACAAGUACUUCCUGGGUACCCCGGUCAUGGAGCCAGCCUUCAUCAUCCAACACUUCGCUGGGAAAGUUAAGUACCAGAUCAAGGACUUCCGGGAGAAGAACAUGGACUACAUGCGGCCCGACAUCGUGGCCCUGCUGCGGGGCAGCGACAGCUCCUAUGUGCGUGAGCUCAUCGGCAUGGACCCUGUGGCUGUGUUCCGCUGGGCUGUGCUCCGCGCUGCCAUCCGGGCCAUGGCCGUGCUCCGGGAGGCUGGGCGCCUACGUGCCGAGAGGGCUGAGAAGGCUGCAGCAGGUCUGGGCAGCCCUGGUGCCCAAAGCCACCUGGGAGAGCCACCAAGAGGAGCCAACACCCCCUCGGAAAAACUUUACCGCUGCUCAAUGCUAGAUUUCUCAUUUGACGGCUCUGAGGAGUUCGAUAUUAACGCUUUUGAGGACAUCAUUGCUUUCUAUGAGAGCAAGAACGAUUUGCAUAACCAAAUCAUCAAGAGCAUCAAAGGACUGCCCUGGCAGGGCGAGGACCCCCGUAGUCUUCUCCAGUCCCUCAGUCGGCUUCAGAAACCCCGCACCUUCGUCCUGAAAAGUAGAGGUAUCAAACAAAAGCAGACCAUUCCAAAGAACCUGCUGGACUCCAAGUCCCUGAAACUGAUCAUUAGCAUGACCCUGCAUGACCGCACCACCAAGUCCCUGCUGCACCUGCACAAGAAGAAGAAGCCACCAAGCAUCAGCGCCCAGUUCCAGACAUCCCUGAACAAGCUCCUGGAGACCCUGGGGAAGGCAGAGCCCUUCUUCAUCCGCUGCAUCCGCUCCAACGCUGAGAAGAGAGAGCUGUGCUUCGACGAGGAGCUGGUGCUGCAGCAGCUGCGCUACACGGGCAUGCUGGAGACCGUGCGCAUCCGGAGGUCGGGCUACAGCGCCAAGUACACCUUUCAGGAUUUCACAGAGCAGUUCCAGGUGCUGUUGCCCAAGAACACCCAGCCUUGCAGGGAGGUCAUCUCCGCACUGCUGGAGAAGAUGAACGUAGACAGAAGGAGCUACCAGAUCGGCAAGACCAAGGUCUUCCUGAAGGAGACAGAGCGGCAGGCCCUUCAGGAGACACUGCAUCGGGAGGUCGUGCGCAAGAUCCUGCUCCUGCAGAGCUGGUUCCGGAUGGUGCUGGAACGGCGGCAGUUCCUACAGAUGAAGCGGGCAGCUGUCACCAUCCAGGCCUGCUGGCGGUCCUAUCGGGUCCGGCGGGUGCUGGAGAGGACGCAGGCAGCCGUGUACCUCCAGGCGGCCUGGAGGGGCUACCGGCAGCGGACUGCCUACCAGCGCCAGAGACAGGGCAUCAUCCGCCUGCAGAGCCUCUGCCGCGGGCAUCUGCAGCGCAAGAGCUUCAGCAAGAUGGUCGCAGAGAAGCAGCAGGCAGGAGAGAAGGAGAGGGAAGCCCAGCAGGCCGCCAGGGUGGGGACCACAGAGGGCCGGUGGGGCCAGGUGGCCAGCAGGGAGCAGGAGGCCGAGCAGCGCCCGGAGACGUCGGACAGUGAGCACCUGGUGUUGGAGCCUGAAGCGUGGCCGAGUGAUGAGUCCCCGGUGGGGAUCUCCCUACCUGAGAAGGAGGCACUGACCCCAGAGAAGGAGGUGGUGAGCCCAGAGAAGGUGCCCCCAUCCCAGAAAAACUUGACAGCCGAAAGUCACGAGAAAGUCCCCAGCAGCCGGGAGAAACGCGAGUCCCGUCGACAGAGAGGGCUGGAGCACGUGAAAUUCCAGAACAAACAUAGCCAGUCCUGUAAGGAAGAGAGUGCCCUCAAAGAACCUUCUAGAAGGGCUGUCCCAGAACAAGGGAAGAGCCUCCCAGAAGACAAAAAGGAGAGCAGAGAUGAAACCCCUACAGAUGCAGGGACAGAGGCCCAGGAGGCUUCUAAAAGGCAGUCCACAGAGCAACCGCAGGCCAUAGCGGCCAGCCAGAUCUCCGGAGAAACAGAGCAGGUGCCCCAAGGUGGGAGCCCUAGGCCAGGCCAUGUGGAACGGCCCACAAGCCUGGCCCUGGACAGCAGGGUUGGCCCACCAGCCCCCGGCAGCACCCCUGAGACCCCCAAGGACAGGACCAAGCUGAGUGGCACUCCAAGGGGUCAAGACGGGCCCGAGAGCCCCGGAGGCCCCACGCAGAUCCAGCGGCACCGCGACCAGGAUGCUGAGCGGCUGGCCACUGCUGUGGAGCUGUGGCGGGGCAAGAAGCUGAUGGCAGCCACCAGCCCCAGUACCAUGCUGAGCCAGUCGCUGGACCUCAGUGACAGGCACCGGGCAGUGGGGACCACCCUCAUGUCCACAGAGGAGAGGCGCAUCUCCUUAUCCACCAGCGAUGUCUCCAAGCUCCUCCCAUUCCCGGCCAAGGCUCAGCCUUCAACAGAAGCCACAGAUGGGGAACCAAGCACCAAGAAGCCAGCCGUCCAGAAGAAGAAAUCAGGCGAUGCAGCCUCUGGCACAGAUGCAGGGCUGUCCCCAGGCUCCCAGGCUGACUCUAAAUCCACAUUUAAGAGACUUUUCCUGCAUAAAACCAAGGAUAAAAAAUACAGCCUGGAGGGCGUGGAGGAGAUGGAGAACACGGUGUCUGGGCACGCUGUGCUAGAAGCCACCACCACGAAGAAGGGUCUAGAAGCCCCUUCUGGCCACCAGCAGCGCCACGCAGCAGGCGAGAAGCACACCAAGGAGCCAGGAGGCAAAGGGAAAAGGAACCGAAACCUCAAGAUUGGCAAAAUCACGGUGUCGGAGAAGUGGCGGGAAUCGGUGUUCCGCAAGAUCACCAAUGCCAACGAGCUCAAAUACCUGGAUGAGUUCCUGCUCAACAAGAUAAAUGAUCUGCGCUCCCAGAAGACUCCCAUCGAGAGCUUAUUUAUUGAAGCCACCGAGAAGUUCAGGAGCAACAUCAAAACCAUGUACUCCGUCCCCAACGGGAAGAUCCACGUCGGAUACAAGGACCUGAUGGAGAACUACCAGAUCGUCGUCAGCAACCUGGCCACUGAGCGCGGCGAGAAGGACACCAACCUGGUCCUCAACCUAUUCCAGUCGCUGCUGGAUGAGUUCACCCGUGGCUACACCAAGAAUGACUUUGAACCCACAAAGCAGAGCAAAGCUCAGAAGAAGAAGCGGAAGCAGGAGCGUGCUGUCCAGGAACACAACGGGCAUGUGUUUGCCAGCUACCAGGUGAGCAUCCCACAGUCUUGCGAGCAGUGCCUCUCCUACAUCUGGCUCAUGGACAAGGCUCUGCUGUGCAGUGUGUGCAAGAUGACCUGCCACAAGAAGUGUGUGCACAAGAUUCAGAACUACUGCACCUACAAGUGCGGGAGGAAGAGUGAGGCAGGCGCUGAGCCAGGCCACUUUGGCGUGUGCGUGGAUAGCCUGACCAGCGACAAGGCCUCGGUGCCCAUCGUGCUGGAGAAGCUUCUGGAACACGUAGAGAUGCACGGCCUAUACACUGAGGGCCUCUAUCGGAAGUCGGGAGCCGCCAACCGCACGAGGGAGCUCCGGCAGGCGCUGCAGACAGACCCCUCGGCGGUCAAGCUGGAGAACUUCCCCAUCCACGCCAUCACCGGCGUGCUGAAACAGUGGCUGCGGGAGCUGCCUGAGCCCCUCAUGACCUUUGCCCAGUACGGUGACUUCCUCCGUGCCGUCGAGCUGCCGGAGAAGCAGGAGCAGCUGGCCGCCAUCUACGCCGCCCUGGAGCACCUGCCCGAGGCCAACCACAACUCCCUGGAGCGGCUCAUCUUCCAUCUGGUCAAGGUGGCCCUGCUUGAAGAUGUGAACCGCAUGUCACCCGGCGCACUGGCCAUCAUCUUUGCACCCUGCCUCCUGCGCUGCCCUGACAGCUCAGACCCGCUGGCCAGCAUGAAGGAUGUCCUCAAGAUCACCACGUGCGUGGAGAUGCUGAUCAAGGAGCAGAUGAGGAAGUACAGAGUCAAGAUGGAAGAGAUCAAUCAGCUAGAGGCCGCAGAGAGCAUCGCCUUCCGCAGGCUGUCACUCCUGCGACAAAAUGCUCCCUGGCCUCUCAAACUGGGGUUUUCAUCUCCCUAUGAGGGGGUCCUGAACAAGAGCCCCAAAGCCCGGGGGAGCCAGGAUGGCAGCCUGGAGGAACUGGAGGUACUGCCGGAGGAGGAGGCAGCCGGCGGCGAUGAGGACCGAGAGAAGGAGAUCCUCAUUGAGCGGAUCCAAUCUAUCAAGGAGGAGAAGGAGGACAUCACCUAUCGGCUGCCGGAGCUGGACCCUCGGGGCUCUGACGAGGAGAAUGUGGACUCAGAGACUUCGGCCAGCACUGAGAGCCUGCUGGAGGAGCGGGCUGGGCGGGGGGCCUUGGAAGGGCCCCCCGCACCUGCUCUCCCCUACCCCGGCGCACCCACCCCGAGCCCCCUCCCCAGGGUUGCUGCACCUCCACGACGAAGGCCGUCCUCCUUCAUAACGGUCAGAGUGAAGACCCCCCGGCGGACCCCCAUCAUGCCCACAGCCAACAUCAAGCUCCCACCUGGCCUGCCCUCCCACCUGGCUGGCCGGGGACCCAGAGUCCAGGAGGCCGCUGCCCCAGUGAGGCGCCGAGAGCCGCCUGCCCGCCGCCCGGACCAGGUACACUCCGUGUACGUCACACCCGGGGCAGACCUGCCUGUGCGGGGCACUCUGGAGCCCCUAGACGAGGAUGACCAGCUGCCUGGGGCCAAGCGGAGGUACUCGGACCCCCCAACAUACUGCCUGCCCCCAGCUUCGGGCCAGGCCAACAGCUGAGAGCCCAUGGCUGGCACAGUCUACAUGUCCAAGGACAGCCUGAGCUGGAGCUGGGCGCCGGAGCUGCAGAGCUGGCAUUCAGCUCUCAAAGGAUCCACAAUGAAAAGCUUCAAGAGUGAUGUUGGGUGGGCACCGGCUCCAAGCACAAAGUCAAGGCAGGGAGAGGCUGGCUGGGGCCAGGCCAUCCUGCUGCCCAGCCCCAAGUCACUGACACGCCUGCCCGGAGCCAAAUCGCAGCAGGCGGCUUUGCGCCCCCCCUCCCCUUUUGUACGUUUUUACAGUAGCUCUCUUUGUACGUGGUUUACAUAACUUUAAACUGUAACAGCCUUAACAGAAGACCAAAUUGUUUUUUAUACGUGUAUGUACAAACUUUUACAUUAACGCUGUGCGUCUCCCUUGUAAUCUGGACAUGAGCCGUCAGGGUUGAGGCUGCUCGGCCACCGGGCUUCUGAAGCUCAGACUGCAGUCUACUUGGAGGGCAGUCAGCAGGCUGGGACCCUGCACAAGGGCUUUGGACACGUGGGGCACCUGACCACCCAAGCCUGUCUCCAACGCGUGUCUCCAGCAGGCAGCCACCUGACUGAGGUGCAUUGCAGACAGCAUUGGAGCCUUCCAUGGGGGGUCGAGGCUGUUGGCUAGAGCCAGGACAUGAGUCGGGACAGCCUCCACCCCGAGUCAGCACAGACCUUGCAGCGUUCCAGGGAGACCUCAGUGUGGUCAUCACUCUUCUGUCCACAGUGCCCUGGACGCUGAGGGCUGGAGGACACCACCCUUGGCACUACCCGCCCUGUGUGACAGAACAGGAGCCAGUGACUCAGGACUGUUCACAGGCGGGGAGGGCAACCUUGAACUUGUAUGUACCUAUAGGUCAACAGUGACAGCCUGGUGAUCUCCAGAGUGGGGUUCUUGUCUCUCAGGCUCAGCCCACUCCCCAGACACUUGGACUCAUGGUCGCAGGUCUGGAAUGAUGGGUGCACCCGCACAACGUGUGAAAUAAAAAGUGCCUGAGAA